This is a messenger RNA of Dromaius novaehollandiae (emu), 1456 nucleotides long. RefSeq names its product abhydrolase domain containing 11 (gene ABHD11). The transcript is spliced from 6 exons. Lineage: Eukaryota; Metazoa; Chordata; Aves; Casuariiformes; Dromaiidae. The record is from RefSeq and is a predicted model, not a curated record. Gene Ontology annotation, cellular component: mitochondrion. Gene Ontology annotation, molecular function: carboxylic ester hydrolase activity. Bases 95 to 1021 code for a protein of 308 amino acids.
GCGGGGCCGCCCGGCCGCGUCACGGGCUGUGCGUCACGGGCUGUGCGCCGCCGCCCGGCCCGCCGCCGCCCGCGCUCGCCCUGGCGCCGCCGCGAUGCUGCGCCGCCUCCUCCGCUGCGCCGCGACCCCGGCCGGGCGUCAGCCCCGCGGCCGAGGCGGGACCCCGCUGCCGCCUGCAGCCGCCCGCACCGUGAUGACCGCGGUGCCGCUGGCUCACGAGGUGCUGGAGGGCAGCGGGGCCCGGCCGCCCCUGGUGAUCCUCCACGGGCUCUUCGGCAGCCACGGCAACUUCCACACGGUGGCCAAGACGGUGGCGCGGCGCGGCGGCGGCAAGGUGCUGACGCUGGACGCCCGGAACCACGGAAGCAGCCCCCACAGCCCGCUCAUGACCUACGAAGCGAUGAGUCUGGACGUGCAGCACCUCCUGUCCCGCCUGGGCAUCACCAAGUGCAUCCUCCUGGGACACAGCAUGGGGGGCAAGACGGCCAUGACGCUGGCCUUGCAGCGGCUGUCCUGCUUGUGUCCCCAGCCAGACCUAGUAGAGCGCCUGAUCUCCGUAGACGUUAGUCCCAGCUCAACCACAGCUGUCUCUGAAUUCUCUGCCUACAUCUCCGCCAUGAAGUCAGUGAACAUCCCCGAUGGUCUGCCACGCUCUGCAGCCCGCCAGCUGGCUGAUGAUCAGCUGCGUCCAGCUGUCCAGUUGGCACAGCUGAGACAGUUCCUUCUCACCAACCUGGUGGAGGUGGAGGGCCGCUACACCUGGCGGGUAAACCUGGAGGCUAUUUCCCAUCACUUGUCAGAUAUCAUGAACUUCCCAGUCUUCCACAAGCCGUAUCCAGGCCCCACACUUUUCUUGGGAGGAUCCAACUCGCCCUAUAUCAGCCGCAAAGACUACCCGGAGAUCCAGCGCCUCUUCCCGAAGGCAGAUAUCCAGUUCAUUGAAGGUGCGGGACACAUAGUCCAUCAAGAUAAGUUUGAAGAAUUCAUCACUGCCAUCCUCAAUUUCCUGCCACCACCAUAGAGCCAGGGACUACGGUUUCCAUGAGCACCAAAUGGGACCCGAGGAGCUCUGGGAGAUGAGGCAGGCCACCUAGGUGAUGUGAGAAGAAGCUUCCACCCCAUCACCCCCUUUGCAGUGUGAUCCUGCCUGCAGAGCCAUCUCCCACUCCAGGUCAGGUAGAGCUGGAGCUGAGAUGCCCUCCCUUGCCCGGCCCUCUGACCUGUCCCUGCCACCUCGCAGGGAUGCAGGGUGUUGCUAGCCCAGGACACUGUCCUUUCUGAGCAUACCGUCCCAGGGGCUGCAUUAGAGUGUCUCAGAUGUUAUAAGGGGGCAGGAGAGCCCUCAGGGAGGAUGCUCCGGUCCGUCGUGGUGGCUUUGUCCUCUUGCAUUGGGCCCAGAGCUGCCUGUGACUGUGCAGAACUUGCAAUAAAGUUGAAUCAAUGCUGAGGCAGAAAA